Messenger RNA from Nerophis lumbriciformis (worm pipefish), 1192 nucleotides. It is a transcript of the gene spata17, whose product is annotated as spermatogenesis associated 17. The record is from RefSeq and is a predicted model, not a curated record. Gene Ontology annotation, molecular function: protein binding. Lineage: Eukaryota; Metazoa; Chordata; Actinopteri; Syngnathiformes; Syngnathidae.
UAUAAUUCAUGUCGGUGCUUUUGAAUAUUGUUUGAGGAAACGUGAAGAAAACACACACAAAAAACUCGAUCUUCAAUUUUUACCGGAAGUAACUUUCAACCGGAUCGGAUCUUCUUUGUUGAUUGACAGCUUGGUUUCCCUAGCAACAGUAAACGCAGCCCAGUGCAGGGGGGUGGCCAUGGCGGAGCUCCUCAAGAUUAGGUGUAAAAUUGAAGAGUUCCGAAAACAACAGUUCUACAAACAGAGGUUAGCUGAGGCAAACAAACGGGCAGAAUUCAAGGCUGUUCUCAAAAUCCAGAGCUGGUUCAGAGGCCACAGGGUGAGAAUCUACAUCAGGCAUCUGCACGAGAAGGCGGUCAUUAUACAGAAGAUAUGGCGGGGCUUCAGAGCAAGGGCACUUUUCAGACAAAUGGUGACGGCAGCAUAUUUUAUCAUGAAGAUGAAUUUCUACAACGAGAUGGCUGUUAGGAUCCAGCGAAGGUGGCGAGGAUUUUAUGUGCGCAAGUACAUCCAUAGCUUCUAUUCGCGCAAGAGCUAUCUGACAAGACUGUCCAGAAAAAAUGAAGUAAUCAGGAAGGAGAUGGAUGAACUUGAAGAGCUCCAGAAGAGAGAGAGAAGCUGUCUGAAAAAGGUGAAUGAGCAGAAAACCAAAAUCUUCCAAGCUUACAGAUGGCACCAUCUCCUCAGCACCAAGCAGUGCCCAGGGGUCUUCAACUCUCCAUUCAGACUGGCCCCCCAUGAGAUGGAGUCACUACUGAGGCAGGUCAAGUACCAGGCCCCCACAAGGCUAGUCCCCAGGGAAAGCACUCAUCUCACACCUGCAAGCCUGACGCCCCCCACUUUCGCCAUGACUCCUGGAUCCCCGAGGAGAAAAAGUCGAGCCUGUUGCUCCCCCGACCCCAUACUUCCUCCUAUCACGAACACCAAACAGCAGGUCCGGAUCAGAGACCCUGGGGAUAUGUGGGAGCAAGGCGUGUGUUUUCCUGAGUUGUCUUCGCAUCUGCAGACCUCAUACGGGUACCUGGAGGAUCCACAGAAUGAGAUACGACUUCACAGUGGCACACUGUCGUUGUCAUUUCAGGGCGUUCAAUCAACCAAAUGUGGGUUUUGGCACCAACCGUUGGACUAGAUCUUACCAAUCUAAGUCUAUGAGCAUGAACUGAUGAAUCCAACUCGGAUGAGCGGCGAAACG